This is a messenger RNA of Brienomyrus brachyistius, 3394 nucleotides long. RefSeq names its product proprotein convertase subtilisin/kexin type 7 (gene pcsk7). Gene Ontology annotation, biological process: protein processing. The record is from RefSeq and is a predicted model, not a curated record. Gene Ontology annotation, molecular function: serine-type endopeptidase activity. Bases 228 to 2378 code for a protein of 716 amino acids. The transcript is spliced from 17 exons. Gene Ontology annotation, cellular component: trans-Golgi network; Golgi membrane. NCBI's taxonomy places the organism in Eukaryota, Metazoa, Chordata, Actinopteri, Osteoglossiformes, Mormyridae.
GGAAGCACAAGUGCAGUUUGACGACAUGGAGGGAUCGGGCUUGAACAGCGAGACGUGCUAUACUGUCAGCGGAAAGUUGUGCACCUGAUCGUCAGAAUGAAAAUAUAACCUGCUGUUUGCUGUAAAUAGUUCACGGCGCUAAGACUUCGAUAGAAGUUGACUGACAAGUGUGACGUGAGCUAAAGGUCGAUGAAGAGGAACAGAGUUGAGGAGGCGUGCUCAGUGUUAUGGCCUUUUCAUUGUCGCACCUCCUCGCCCUCCUGUUGCCGCCGAUACCCCUGCUCCUCCUAACGACCCUUAAGCUCCACCCGGGCUUCGGGUGGCCGGAAACCGGUGCCUGUGUGCCCGGGCAGUCCUGGGCGGUGCGACUGGGUGCCAGUGAUGAGGACAGGCACAGACUGGACGACCUCGCCGAAGCCGUGGCCCAGGAGGCUGGACUUCAAAACUGGGGCCAAAUCGGGCAGCUCGAGGGCCACUACCUGUUCUGCUACGGCCCCCAUGGGCAGCCAGAGGAAAUCUCAGCAGCGGCAAAGGUGUUGGCUGCCCAUCCCAAUGUGGCCUGGCACUCUCAGGAGCAGCCCCUGCGCAGAGCCAAGCGGAGCAUGGCAUUUAACGACCCCAGAUACCCCAAGCAGUGGCAUCUGCACAACGAAGUGAGAGCGGGGAUGGAUAUCAACGUGACGGGGGUGUGGGAACGUAACAUCACGGGUUCUGGGGUCACCGUGGUUGUCGUGGACGACGGGGUUCAGCACACGCUGCAGGACAUCCAGCCCAACUAUAGCCCCGAGGGCAGCUAUGACCUGAACUCGAACGACCCGGAUCCCAUGCCUCAUCCCGACAGCCGGGGCGAUAACCACCACGGCACACGCUGCGCCGGCGAGAUCGCAGCAGCUCCUAACAACAGCUUCUGUGCUGUGGGCGUGGCCUAUGGCAGCCGGGUGGCAGGUAUCAGAGUGCUGGACGGGCCCCUUACGGACAGCAUGGAGGCCGUGGCGUUCAAUAAGCACUACCAGGUCAACGAUGUCUACAGCUGCAGCUGGGGUCCUGAAGAUGAUGGGCGGACUGUUGAUGGGCCGCAUCCCCUGGGAAAGGUAGCGCUGCAGCAUGGCGUCAUCGCCGGCCGGAGAGGCUUCGGCAGCAUCUUUGUGGUGGCGAGCGGCAACGGCGGUCACAACGAGGACGACUGCAACUACGACGGCUACGCCAACUCUAUCUAUACAGUCACCAUAGGGGCUGUGGACGAGAACGGGAGGAAGCCUUUGUACGCGGAGAAGUGCGCUUCCAUGCUGGCGGUGACAUUCAGCAGCGGCGAUGGGCCACUGAGGAGCAUCGUGACCUCCGAUUGGUCGAUGCAGCAGGGUACGGGCUGCACAGAGGGGCACACGGGCACCUCGGCCGCCGCCCCUCUGGCCGCUGGCAUGGUGGCGCUGAUGCUGCAGGUGCGGCCCUGCCUGACGUGGAGGGAUGUUCAGCACAUAAUAGUCUACACUGCCACCAAGUAUGAAGACAAGGAGGCAGACUGGAUGGUGAACGGUGCUGGUUUCGGGCAUAGCCACCUGCACGGCUUUGGGCUGCUGAACGCCUGGAGGCUGGUCAACGCGGCCAAGGUGUGGGAGUCUGUCCCGUUCCUGGUGUCGUAUCAGAGCCCGGUGCUGAGGGAGGAGCAGACUAUCCAGGCCCACCCCUUGGUGACCACCAUCACCUGGAAUGUUACGGCAGCUGAUCUGCUGGAGUCCGGAAUGCAGACGCUGGAGCACGUGUCUGUUGCCGUGACGGUGAGCCACCCUCGCCGUGGAAACGUGGAGAUCAUGCUCGUCUGCCCCAGCGGGAUGACCUCGGUCAUCGGGGCUCACCGCAGCAUGGACAUUGACCCCUCAGGCUACAAUGACUGGACCUUCUCCACGGUGCGCUGCUGGGGCGAGAGGGCAGAGGGCGUGUACAGCCUGCAGCUUACUGACUACAGACAGGGCGCUCUGAAUCUAGGUGUCCUGAAGCAGUGGAAGCUCAUCCUCUACGGCUCCUCGAUGCCCUUCGACGAGGUGAAGGCCAGACGGAGGGUGGUGGAAGACGCCAUGGGGGGCCAGUACCUGAACAGCAGUUUCUCUCUGCCCUGCCCCCCCGGCCUGGACAUCCCCCCCGAGAGCUUCAGCCCGUUGACCUCCAACAUCCUAAAGUCUCUGCUGCUCCUGGGUUGCCUGGCCCUCUUCGCCUCACUCUACUACAUGCUGGAGGUCACCCUGUCCCACAUGGACACGCGGGGGCUCUGCCGGAGAUGGCCGGGCCGCAGCAACGUUGAGGAGGGGGACGAUCUGGAGGAGUGCACCAUGCUGGCCUCGGAGGACAAGGCGCCCUUCAUGGCCAGACACUCUUCCACGUAGUCCUGCCCCUCCAGGCCUCUCUCCUGCACUUAGGGGAGGUCUGUGUACCUGCGAGGACCAGGAUCUCCUGUAUUGGUACUGAGGAAGUCUGAAGAGAUGUGCCUUUGCCUGGAUGAACUGGGAACUGGGCCACCUGAACAAGUGCACCAUCAACACACACCAUGGGAUCCCCAGAUCUUUUCGAUGACCUGAGUGGGUCGGUCUCUCCCUCUCUCCCCCUCCCUCCCUCCCUCUGCUGGAGCAUGCCACUCCUUCACCGGGGAUCACUGUGACCUUUAACCCUUCAUUGCUGUUGUCCAGUGCUGGGCUGAACACUCCGCUUCCCAUAAAGCCUCAUUUCCGCCAGGCUUUAUGGGAAAUGCAGUCUUGCCUGAAAUAUGUUCCUCAGUCCAGGGUGGCGAGGGCGUCACGGCUCUGAGGCCUACAGACACACGACACGGGGGUCGUUAAGCGUAAGGGAAGCCAGCAGACAAACCAACAGAGGCCACCCAAACAUAUUCCCCCAGUGUACUGGGAAGGUUGGGAGGUCGCUCUGUUUGUGAUGGGGAGUUAGGAUGCAUAGAAAUGUGACACCAACAGCUCCUUUUUGCACAUGUGCAUGAAUGUUUGUGUUUUCGGUUUUGUUCUUUGCUGUAUGGAUGUAGUGUGUGGAAGGAAAGCAUGGCCAAUAGUUUAGGUUCAAAACCACUGUAUCAUGUUUCAGGAGUUUUUUCAUGGAAUAUGAGCGUGACUGGAAUGUGUGGGACUUAUGUGCCGACUGCCGGCUCUCGGUCAUCUCAGUACUUGAAGCAGUUGUGUGAGCUACUGACUAAAACGUGAUACAGUCUGUCCUGUUUUUGCAGUUGUAUUUGAAUUAUUACACAGAAUUCCUUCCAAAACCAUAUUUGAUUUUUGGUAUUGGUGUCUGCUGCUCUCUGUCAGUGAGGAUUCAAACUCUGCGUUUCUAAUGUGCUUCACAGCUGGUCUGAGUAGAUUUCAAUAAAGGGCGUCUGCCCAGAAUCUCUGCCUUCCACCCA